GUUCUCUCACAUGCAUGCAAUCAAGGACAAACGAGCACGGUCUUACCGGCAGCUUCAACAAUAGGUGGUCGGGUGUCUGCACUGGAAUCGUCGGCUUGCUUCCAUCCAUGUUCUGUCUACCCUCGGCUAUAUGCGACAGAACAUGAAUCUUGCGAGGAGGCAGUGGCGCCGGACCUCGUGCUGGACGAUCUUGUGGUUCGUGUCUGCCUGCCUAGGACAGAUCAUCACGCUGCAGGACAAAGCCACGCUCCUGGGUAGGCGUGGGUCAAACAUCGAUUCAUGGCUCGGCAUUCGUUACGCCGAUUGGGACCGAUUCGGAGCUUCCAGACCUACAAAACAACACGCGAAGCUCCGCCUGCCCAACGGAACCUGGGACGCCACCACCCUUGGGCCUCGCUGCCCUCAGCCCGGGUCUGAUGCCAGUGCCAUCUCGGAAGAUUGCCUUGUGCUCAACAUUUAUCGGCCGUCAUUGGCCCCACUCACGUCCGCAGCUGCCUUUACCAGCGAGGCUGAUGACAACGAGGGUAGGAAGCUACCGGUGAUUCUCUUCUUCCACGGCGGCGGGUUCCGUAUUGGCUCUGCAAAUGACUUCGACCCCACUGUGUUUCUCGAGAGCGCUCAGAAGAGCAAUCGCAGCGCGGCAGUAUUUGUGGCCGCAAACUACCGGCUGGGCUUGCUCGGUUUCCUGGCAUCGUCGUCGUUACAGGCGUCAAGAGAUGCCAAUGAAGACAACGUGAUCCUUAACCCAGCCAUGCAGGACCAAAGGGUGGUUAUUCAGUGGGUCAAGGACAACAUCAAGGCCUUCGGCGGCGAUUCGGACCGCAUCACCCUCUGGGGCCAAUCUGCUGGCGCAUUCGGCGUUGGAGCGCAGCUGCUGGCGCACGCCGACGACGCUCACCCACCUUUCCACGCCGUCAUACUCCAGAGCGGUGGUCCCGCGGGUGUGGCUCUCGGCCCUGUGUCUGCAAAGGAUGGCCAGUUCCAAAGGAUCCUGAGCUCGACCAAUUGCGCAAAUGUUACGUGCUUGCGGGCCCUGCCCUUGGCUACCAUCCUCGCAGCACAGUAUGCUGAGGAAUCGAAGCCAAAAAAUUACGAUUUUCUGGGCGGUGCGCCGUGGACGGCCUGCAUCGACGGCGGGCCUGGCAAGGGCGGCUUUUACGAGCAGGACCCUAUCUUUCUUGUCGAGGAGGGCAAAUUCGCCAGCGUUCCCAUACUUAUCGGCGAUACCCUCGACGAGGGGACUCUCUUUACAUCCCAGUCCAGAUUCGGAAAAAGCAGCGAUAUCGAGGAUUGGAUAGGUAAUUCUUAUGGACUCGGUCGCAAGAACUCCGACACCGUCAUGAAGGCAUACCCCAAUGAUCCCACUCAGGGCUCUCCCUACGGAUCGACCCAAUCCUUUUCUGGCCAAUACAAGCGCGCUGCAUCCAUCUGGGGCGAUAUACGCUUUCAAUCGACCCGAAGGUUGCUCCUAGCAAAGGCCAGUGCGAAAGCCUGGACGUAUCAAUUCAGCCAAGCUCAAAGCCCUGGCACAAAGGCCUCACUGGGCGUUCCUCAUUCCAGCGAUCUCUAUACGGUCCUAGAAAUCGCACCUACGGCUUUGGGUUCUUUGAUGGCCAACCAAUUCGUUGCUUUUGCCGCCAAUGGCACCCCAGAAGCACCCGGGUUACCCCCUUGGCCGGCCUUCGACAAGGACAUUCGUACGAUGCUGCAAUACAUAGACGACUCUGGCACCUUGAUCAACGACACGUAUCGCGAUGCGCCAAUGGAGACGCUGAUACAGGUCCGCCUUGCGGUACAGACGGAUCAGGCAGCCCCACAAAGCUCCACAAUGAGUCUCUUCUGGGCUUCCGUAACGACACUGUUUGCUCUUGGUCUCGGUUCGCUGUGAUCACACUACAUCGAUUUGGCUGCAUGCCGUUGCUUCUUUCUUGGAAACGUGGCAAUAGAGCAGUUUACAGAGCAACAAUGAC
Molecule: messenger RNA, 1970 nt
Organism: Acaromyces ingoldii
Lineage: Eukaryota; Fungi; Basidiomycota; Exobasidiomycetes; Exobasidiales; Cryptobasidiaceae
Product: alpha/beta-hydrolase
Exons: 5
Coding region: 143-1888 (581 amino acids)
Source: RefSeq, a predicted model, not a curated record